AUGGCACCCUAUCUCAACGACACGGCUACCAUGACAGCCAGCGGCGAGACCCACGAAGCAUACCUCAAGGCGCCUGACUUCCAGAGGUUCGACCGCCCACCUCGCAUCCUUGUCAUAGGAGCCGGUAGUCGCGGUACGGCGUAUGCAGAAGCCGUGUUAGAGGGCACCAAUGCAACCAUCUCAGCAGUAUGCGAGCCCAUGGCAUCCAAGCGUGCUGCGUUUGGGCGAAAGUUCAUCUGGGCCGACACUCCCCCCGCCCAGGCUGGGCAACAGUUCGCCAGCUGGAAGCAGUGGGUCGAGUAUGAAGAGGAGAGAAGAACGAAGCAGGCCAGAGGUGUCGUGGUAGAACCGGGCAUCGAUGCAGUGUUUGUGUGCGUGCUCGAUGAGAUGCACGAGCAAGUUGUGUGUGGCAUUGCGCAUCUGAAAGUACAUGUAUGCUGUGAGAAGCCGCUGAGUACGAGAUUGGACAGCUGUGUCAGGAUGUUCAAGGCGCUCAACGACGCGAAGAAAAACGACACAGCGGAGGGCAAGAAAGAGCCCAUCUUCGGCAUAUGCCACGUGCUUCGAUACUCGCCACACAACAUGCUACUACGCCACCUGGUGAGGGAGAAGAACGUCAUUGGAGAUGUUCUAAGCAUCGAGCAUGUUGAGCCCGUGGGAUGGUGGCAUUUCAGCCAUAGCUAUGUUCGAGGCAACUGGCGCAAGGAAUCCACAUCAGCACCCUCGCUCCUCACCAAAUCUUGCCACGAUAUCGACUUCCUGAUGUGGAUGCUCUGCUCUCCCCUGUCCACCACAUCGCCACCCCACCUACCCUCUCAGAUCACCUCCACGGGCUCACUCAAGUACUUCCGCCCAUCGCGCAAACCACACGAAGCCAGCAGCGCAACAAACUGCCUCUCCUGCUCCCACGAGCCCUCGUGCGCCUACAGCGCCAAGAAGAUCUAUCUCGACAAGCACCUAGCCCGGGGCACGACGGACUGGCCAGUCAAGGUCGUAAACCCAGACAUGGAGGACCUGUACCACAGCUCGGGCAUCGACGCAGCAGCGCGCCAGCUGCUCUCGAACCUCGCCGAGGACUACGAUGACAGUACGCCUCCAGAAGCGGUGAGCGGGCGCAACUGGUUUGGCCGGUGCGUGUGGGAGUCGGACAACGACGUGUGCGAUGACCAGGUCGUCACGCUUUCCUGGGAUGACGACGACGACGACGACAACAUUAACAACAACGACAACAACAACGACAACAAGGGGGAUACGAGCCGAGGCGCGAAGACAGCGCUGUUCCAUAUGAUUGCACAUACGGAGAAGCAGUGCGAAAGACGCGGCAGGAUCUACGGCACAAAAGGCGAGAUUGAAUACGACAGCACGACGAUUUCAGUUCACGACUUUGCGACUGCGAAGACGGUCAGUCAUAAGCCGCACUUUGCGGGUGGUGGGCAUGGGGGUGGCGAUGCGGGGUUGGCGAGGCAGUUCCUCAUGGCUGUGGAUGCUGUGGAUGAGGGAGGUGUGGGGACGCACGAGGCGCAGAGAGCGUUCUUGGGGUGUGAUCUGGAAGAAGCGUUUAGGAGCCAUGCUGUUGUGUUUGCGGCGGAGGAUGCGAGGACGGAGAAACGGGUUGUGGAGUGGAAGCGCUGGUGGGAGGAGAAUGUUGAGAGGCAGCUGGAGUGA
Ascochyta rabiei is the source of this 1665-nucleotide messenger RNA. RefSeq lists its product as uncharacterized. The record is from RefSeq and is a predicted model, not a curated record. The transcript has 2 exons. Gene Ontology annotation, molecular function: nucleotide binding. NCBI's taxonomy places the organism in Eukaryota, Fungi, Ascomycota, Dothideomycetes, Pleosporales, Didymellaceae. The coding region runs from base 1 to 1665 and encodes 554 amino acids.